Messenger RNA from Talaromyces marneffei, 783 nucleotides. RefSeq lists its product as uncharacterized. Gene Ontology annotation, molecular function: hydrolase activity. The coding region runs from base 1 to 783 and encodes 260 amino acids. The transcript has 3 exons. The record is from RefSeq and is a predicted model, not a curated record. Lineage: Eukaryota; Fungi; Ascomycota; Eurotiomycetes; Eurotiales; Trichocomaceae.
AUGGCCUCCAAACACUCCAACGCAUGCUGUGAGACCCCAGUGCCAGUCAACGUUGCAGAUUAUCAUGCCCAAGGAAAAUACUUUGAUAUACAUGGCGAGAGAGUCUAUGUCGCCGGUGACAAGACCGCUACUCGCGCCAUUGUCUGGGUCUUCGACAUCUUCGGAUUUUCACCCCAAACACUACGAGGUGCAGACACCGUUGCUGCCAGUCUUUCGAGUUCAUCAAAGGGCCCUGCAGCAGUCCUUGUUCCUGACUGGUUUGACGGCGCCGUGGCGGACAAAGCCUGGGUACCCCCUGUUACAGACGAACAGGCAGCAAAGCUCGGAAACUUCAUCAAGACAAAAGCCGCCCCCGAGCUGGUCGUUCCCCGAGUACUCAAAUUUGCUGAGGAACUGAAACAACAGCAGCCUGUUCUUCCCAAUGUUCAGACUUUGGGUAUAUUCGGAUUUUGCUGGGGCGGCAAGUUAGCCUCUAUAGCGUGUCAGAAAUCUUCGAAUAGUGUCUUUGCAGUCGCUGUUCAGACGUCCCCUUCAAGCGCAGAUCCUGAAGAAGCAGCGUAUAUCUCAGUGCCAAUGGCAUUGCUCCUUUCCAAGGACGAAGACUUGAAGACGAUGCAGAAAUUCUAUGGCAAUCUUCCCUCGUCAGAUAAAUUCAUGGAGAGAUUUGAAGGUCAGAUACAUGGCUGGAUGAGUGGGCGUGGAGACCUCUCUGAUCUAAUGAUCAAGGCGGAGGUUGAAAGGGGAUACAAACUAGCGGUAGAAUUCUUUGAGAAAUAUCUCUAA